GACCAUUUGUCUCUGAGCUUCUUCUUCCUCUUCAUUGAGCUUCCUCUUCUAUAAGAGACUUAAACAUUUUUUGUUCGUUUAAACUCUUGAUAAUGGAUUCAUAUUACGUCAGGUUUGUGGAAAAGGACGAGCCACACUUUCUAGAGUCUUGCUCUCUUUGCCGCAAAACCCUUUCUCUUAACUUCGAUAUUUUCAUGUACAGAGGAGACAUGGCAUUUUGUAGCCAAGAGUGUAGACAAGAACAGAUUGAGUCUGAUGAAAAGAAAGCCAAGAGGUGGAGAAAGGCUUCGACGUCGUCUAGAUCCAAAAAUUCCGUCGCCGGGAAAACCGUACGGACGGAAACUCUCGUCGUGUCUUAGUCAUUACAUAUUCACGAGAAGAGAUCUUUUUGUUUGUGGUUUUCUUGGUUUCAGUUUAAAGAAAACAAAAUAAUAAUAAUAAUAAUAAUAAUAAUAAUAAUGAUAAAUCACUUCUGAAUUAAUGUGUUCUAAUUUAAAUGGGCUUACCAAGAUAUAUGUUGGCCCAUUUGAUAGGACCAUGGGCUCAUUUUGAAGAUUUAAUAUACCUUUUUGUAACACCAUUUGAAGAUUUAAAUACACUAUUUUGAUUUUUUCA
This is a messenger RNA of Raphanus sativus (radish), 615 nucleotides long. RefSeq names its product FCS-Like Zinc finger 3. The record is from RefSeq and is a predicted model, not a curated record. Lineage: Eukaryota; Viridiplantae; Streptophyta; Magnoliopsida; Brassicales; Brassicaceae. The transcript is spliced from 2 exons. Bases 93 to 359 code for a protein of 88 amino acids.